AUCAAUUACCAUAAAUCAUGGGAGAAUCUUUUUGCCUUUUUUUAAGAAUAUGGGAAAACUAUUCUCUGUAAUAGUUUACCUUACAAAACUUCUCUUGUAUUUAUGGGUUCAUUUUUUUUAAUUUUUUUUAAAGGUGGAAAAUUUGAAAAAGUGCUUGAUCUUUUUGGCUUUUGUCAUUGUUCUCGCAAGCUGAUUGGGUUUAUUAUUUUUUAUUAUCACCUUUUUCAGCAACAUAUAUCUAAAUUCAUAAUUAAAGUUGAGCUUUAUGAGCUUCUAGGGGAGAAGCCUAAAUUUUUGGAGGGUAGGUGAGAAAAAGACAGAAUUGUUUAGCUUGUUCAACUAUAUAAAACGUUGAACAAGAAAUUUGCGGACACCCGACUAAAAACGCCCGAGGAGUUAGGAGGAAAAUGGGUUCUGAUGGAAAGCUUGCAAAAAGGGCUUUGCUUACUGAUACCCCUGUUAUGGUUCAGAUACAAGAGCUGAUCCGAGGUGUGAAAGAUAGCGUUUCUCUGGCUCAGGGGGUAGUGUACUGGCAACCACCCAAGCAGGCUCUAGAGAAGGUGCAAAAACUUGUAUGGGAGCCUGUGAUCAGUCGUUAUGGUGCUGAUGAAGGUGUUCCUGAGCUCAGAGAAGCAUUACUAAAAAAGUUACAGCAAGAAAAUAAUUUACACAGAUCCUCAGUGAUGGUGACUGCUGGUGCAAAUCAGGCUUUUGUUAAUAUUGUUCUUACACUGUGUGAUGCUGGAGAUUCUGUCGUCAUGUUUGCUCCGUACUACUUCAAUUCAUACAUGUCAUUCCAGAUGACAGGAGUCACUGACAUUCUGGUCGGCCCUAGUGAUCCAGAGACACUUCAUCCGGAUGCAGACUGGUUAGAGAGGAUUUUAAAGGAUACAAAACCAACUCCAAAGCUUGUUUCUGUUGUAAAUCCUGGCAACCCUUCUGGAACCUACAUUCCUGCGCCUCUUCUCCAGAGAAUAUCAGAUCUUUGCAGAGAUGCUGGAUGUUGGCUUGUGGUAGACAAUACAUACGAGUACUUCAUGUAUGAUGGUCUGAAGCAUGUCUGUCUAGAGGGGAAUCACAUUGUCAACGUAUUUUCUUUUUCUAAAGCUUAUGGAAUGAUGGGAUGGCGAGUUGGAUAUAUUGCAUUCCCUUCAGAAGUGGAAGGUUUAUCAGCUCAACUCCUUAAAGUCCAGGACAACAUACCUAUUUGCGCUUCUAUAAUCUCACAACGACUUGCACUUCACUCAUUGGAAAUGGGGCCCAAGUGGGUCACUGAUCAUGUAAAUGAACUAGUCAAAAAUCGAGAAAUUGUGCUAGAAGGUUUAUCUCCACUGGGUAAGGAUGCUAUUAAAGGUGGAGAAGGUGCAAUUUACUUGUGGGCAAAGCUUCCAGAUGAAUUUACUGAUGACUUUGAAGUAGUUCGCUGGCUAGCUCAGAAACAUGGGGUCAUCUUAAUACCUGGAUCUUCCAGUGGCUGUCCCGGGUAUCUUAGGAUUUCCUUUGGUGGGUUGAUUGAAGAUCAGUGUCGUAUUGCUUCAGAGAGACUCAAACAAGGGUUAGAAGAACUUGUGAACAAAGGAAUGGUGGUGUAAUAUUCAAUUCUUACAGCCAAUUUACAGCGUGGUCCAUUCUUAACCUUUCAUAAUUGGAGAAUUUGUGAUUCGACAUGUAUAGUGCAAAAGAAUUCUUUUACAGAACAAGAUUUCCAACAUACACAGAUUUCUGGCACUGUGCAUGCAAUAAAUUGAUCGUUUCUUACUCCA
This is a messenger RNA of Olea europaea var. sylvestris, 1763 nucleotides long. RefSeq names its product aromatic aminotransferase ISS1-like. The record is from RefSeq and is a predicted model, not a curated record. The transcript is spliced from 9 exons. Gene Ontology annotation, biological process: biosynthetic process. NCBI's taxonomy places the organism in Eukaryota, Viridiplantae, Streptophyta, Magnoliopsida, Lamiales, Oleaceae. The coding region runs from base 408 to 1592 and encodes 394 amino acids. Gene Ontology annotation, molecular function: catalytic activity; pyridoxal phosphate binding.